AUGACUAGUGUCGACGUUGCUCACGAUCAAGGAACCAAGUGGGAUUGGCCAUUCCAGAAGGGAGAUGGAGUUGUUAAGGUUCUCGAAUACGAAGACCACUUCGAAGUCGGACUCGAGGCCUUCAACUUCGAGCCAAAUGAGAUCGAUGUGAAGAACGUUGGAGAGUUCCUUGAGAUCCAUAUGGCCCACACUGCCAAGGACGACAAGUUCGGAACCAUCACUCGCAGUAUCACCAGAUGCUACAGACUUCCAAAGGGAACCGAUCCAUCGACCAUCAAGAGCAAGUUGGACGGAUCUGGCAUCCUUCACAUCACUGGAAACAAGAAGUAA
Messenger RNA from Caenorhabditis briggsae, 330 nucleotides. RefSeq names its product Protein CBR-HSP-12.3 (gene Cbr-hsp-12.3). Bases 1 to 330 code for a protein of 109 amino acids. NCBI's taxonomy places the organism in Eukaryota, Metazoa, Nematoda, Chromadorea, Rhabditida, Rhabditidae. Gene Ontology annotation, molecular function: protein folding chaperone. The transcript has 2 exons. Gene Ontology annotation, biological process: response to heat; protein refolding. The record is from RefSeq and is a predicted model, not a curated record.